Molecule: messenger RNA, 264 nt
Organism: Mycosarcoma maydis (corn smut)
Lineage: Eukaryota; Fungi; Basidiomycota; Ustilaginomycetes; Ustilaginales
Exons: 2
Coding region: 1-264 (87 amino acids)
Source: RefSeq, a predicted model, not a curated record
AUGAAUGUUUUCAACUUGGCUAGCCACACCAUCGCCCUCAAGCAGUCGGUGCUCGGCAAGCCCCAUCUCUUCGUGCUUGUCCACCAACCAUGGACCGUACUGCAGCCUCCGACCGUCUGCGGCAAGCGAUCUCGAUCCAGCUCGGGUGCUUCUUCGUCUUUGUCCUCCUCUCGCAGGUCACUCUCGGCCGAUGGCCACAAAAACCCCUUCGUUAACUGCCUAGUUGCCCAUCUCACUUGCUCGCUCGCUCAGUUGUUGGCUUAG